Molecule: messenger RNA, 798 nt
Organism: Angiostrongylus costaricensis
Lineage: Eukaryota; Metazoa; Nematoda; Chromadorea; Rhabditida; Metastrongylidae
Source: the annotation of a GenBank genome assembly
AUGUCCGACUUCUUUAAAGACGGCAGAGGGAAACUAGAGAGUCAUGAGCCUGCAAAGGAGGUAAACCUCAUGGCAUUCAGAGAAUUACCGCUUGGUCCUCUUUCCAAAGAUAAUCAACCUGCUCCUCGAAGUGGACAUAGAAUAUUUACGGACGAUCAAUUUCUUUACGUUGUUGGGGGAUUUGAUCGCACUGUUGAUGAGCAAGAAGGUAGAAUAUAUAAAGAGGUGUGGCGGUAUAGUUUAUUUACACAUGAGUGGUCGAGAAUGGAGGUUCGAGGUGACUUUCCUACUGCGCUAGCCUCUUUUGCUCGUAAGUCCAGUGAUUCUCAACUCGAUGGUUCCGUUUUAAGUAUCGUUGUUUUAGUAUCACAGACUUCACCUUAUUCCAAUCACAUAAUUCUAUUCGGUGGUACCGCUGUCCCCUUUGGAAUGUCAACUUCGUCAAGCGUUCACCUGAUUUCUUUCUAUGACGAUUCUAAUUCGCUUCUUUCUAGAGUCCUUCCAGUAGAGGGCGAGAAAUUGGCUACAUAUGGUCACGCAAUGCUGCAGGGAUCUGAUCCAAACACAUUCUAUGUGAUUGGUGGCACAACAGGACAUAACUUUUUCCUCGAUGUCGACAAGUUAGCAUAUGAAAAUGGGAAGUGGACUUGGUCCAGUGAAGCUCUAGCUAAUCCGAACAUGGAGGGGAGAUAUCGUUUGGAAGCUGUUUUACAUGAAGGUCUUAUCUAUCUUUUUGGAGGUGGUCGACCGGAUUAUGUAACAGAACUUCGCACCGUAUGUUUUUUAUAUUUACACUAA